Pezoporus flaviventris is the source of this 694-nucleotide messenger RNA. It is a transcript of the gene HDDC2, whose product is annotated as HD domain containing 2. The transcript is spliced from 6 exons. Lineage: Eukaryota; Metazoa; Chordata; Aves; Psittaciformes; Psittacidae. Gene Ontology annotation, cellular component: cytoplasm. The record is from RefSeq and is a predicted model, not a curated record. Gene Ontology annotation, molecular function: 5'-deoxynucleotidase activity. The coding region runs from base 60 to 650 and encodes 196 amino acids.
CCCAGAGCUGCCGCCCGCCCGGGCCUGCCGGGGGAGGAGCGGGCCGUGGUAGCGGCUGCAUGGCGGCGGGGGCGAGUGGCGGCGGCUUGCUGCCCUUCCUGCGGCUGCUGGGGCAGCUCAAGAGAGUACCGCGGACGGGAUGGGUGUACAGGAACGUGGCAAAGCCAGAGAGUGUAUCCGAUCAUAUGUACAGAAUGGCGAUGAUGGCGUUGGUGACUGAAGAUAAAUGCCUUAACAAAGACAGAUGCAUACGAUUAGCUUUGGUCCACGAUAUGGCUGAAUGCAUUGUUGGAGACAUUGCUCCUGCAGAUAACAUCUCAAAGGAGGAGAAACACAAGAGGGAAGAGGCAGCUAUGCAACAACUGACCCAGCUUCUAUCAGAGGAGCUCAGAAAAGAAAUCUAUGAACUCUGGGAAGAAUAUGAAAACCAGCGUACUGCAGAAGCCAAGUUUGUAAAGCAGUUGGAUCAGUGCGAGAUGAUACUGCAAGCAUUUGAAUAUGAAGAGCUGGAAAACACACCUGGCAGACUGCAGGAUUUUUACGAUUCAACUGCUGGGAAGUUUGUUCACCCUGAAAUACUCCAGCUUGUAUCUCUGAUCAACACAGAAAGGAAUAAAAAAAUAGCUGCUACGUCUCCUCCACAUUCCUGAGGUGCUCCUAAACACUUUAGCUAUAAUAAAUACUUUGUUUUAUA